GUGAUUACUUCCCAGAUUACUCAGUCUUUGUUUACGAAGUUUAUCUUGGUAAAAUGAAGUGGCUCGCUAAGAAUCUACUCCUCACAAUCGCAUUUUACUUUAAUUUUCGGGGUGAUCCAUUGGAUCUCAAUCCUAAUGAGAUGACAUGUUACAUGACUUACAAUGGCCAAGACCUUAAGGUGACAAGAGUUCCUCAUGAAGAAGUCCCGUUAAAGGUAGAGCUUUUGCCUCACAAUAUGAGUAAUCCAAAACAAUCAUAUGUAAAAUCAUAUGACGUCAGAAAAAUUUAUGUUCAUUUUGGUGGCUUAUACUUUGUGAUGCACGUGAGACAUAAAGUAAAAGGUAAAGAACAUAUAGCAUAUAUAGGAGCAGAUCUUGACCUAGAAGGGCCGAACCGGCCGCCAGAGAUCUACUCAGGAUCAAACUCAGGAUAA
This is a messenger RNA of Belonocnema kinseyi, 434 nucleotides long. RefSeq lists its product as uncharacterized. The record is from RefSeq and is a predicted model, not a curated record. Lineage: Eukaryota; Metazoa; Arthropoda; Insecta; Hymenoptera; Cynipidae. The transcript is spliced from 2 exons. Bases 54 to 434 code for a protein of 126 amino acids.